CACAUUUCCUUUUCCUCCCUGUUUCUCACACUUCGGACUUGUGAACUUGCUUGAGAUGAAGUUUUCUAGGCUGUUUAUGGCGCUCAACGUCUCCAAGCGCCGCUACUCAACCAUGACCAACACCGUCAUUGGUAAUGUAGAUUGCAAGAAGACGAUGGUGGAGAAUAGAGCAAAGAAAUGGGGUUUCGAAGGGCAGACGGAGCUAAAGGCAACAUCAGCCGUUACCGUCCGGGGAGUUCUCAACAUGUUAAUGGAAGGCCUCAACAAAGAAGACAGCAGGCCAGUCAUUCCUCUUGGUCACGGCGAUCCCUCCCAUUUUCCAAGCUUCAGGACCGCGGCUGUAGCUGAAAAUGCCAUCAUCGAUUCCCUACGAUCGGCUAAAUAUAAUUGUUAUUCACCCACUGUUGGCGUUUCUUCUGCCAGGAGGGCUAUUGCAGAUUAUCUUAGUCGUGAUCUUCCAUACACAUUAUCACCAGAUGAUGUUUACCUUACAAUCGGAUGUACUCAAGCAAUAGAAAUUGCAUUAGCAGUCCUUGCUCGCCCAGGUGCCAAUAUUUUGCUUCCCAGACCGGGCUACCCCUACUAUGAAGCUUGUGCUGCCUAUAACGGUCUCGAGGUCCGUCAUUUUGACCUUCUCCCUGAAAAGGAGUGGGCAGUUGAUCUCAAUGCUGUUGAGACUCUUGCAGAUGAGAACACUGUUGCAAUGGUCAUUAUAAACCCGGGAAAUCCUUGUGGAAAUGUCUUCAGCUAUGAACAUUUAAAAGAGAUUGCUGAGACAGCUAGAAAUCUAGGAGUUUUGCUGAUUGGUGAUGAAGCUUAUGACAAUCUAGCAUUUGGAAGCACUCCAUACGUGCCGGUUCGAGCAUUUGGGUCAACUGUGCCUGUUCUUACCCUUGGAUCAAUAUCAAAGAGAUGGAUUGUUCCGGGUUGGCGCCUCGGUUGGCUUGUGACAAGUGAUCCAAAUGGCAUUCUUCGAAAAUCCGGGCUAGUUGAUUCAAUUACUGGAUUCCUCAAUAUCUCCUCUGAUCCAGCUACAUUUAUUCAGGCGGCUGUUCCUCAAAUCCUUUCGGACACAAAGGUGGACUUUUUUUCUAAGAUUAUCUGCAUGCUAAGGGAAGCUGCAGAUAUGUGCUACAAUGGUGUUAAGGAGAUACCCUGCAUAUCUUGCCCGAAGAAACCAGAAGGGUCGAUGUCUGCAAUGGCGAAGUUGAAUGUAUCAAUGCUGGAAGACAUUAAUGAUGAUAUAGAGUUCUGCUUGAAGUUAGCUGAAGAAGAAUCGGUCAUUGUUCUGCCGGGGGUAGCAGUGGGAUUGAAGAAUUGGCUCCGCAUUACUUUUGCUGUUGAGCCUUCAAUUCUGGAAGAAGGGUUAGCGAGGAUAAAAGUGUUUUGCCAACGACAUGCCAAGAAGGCACCGAGUGGCUUUCACUGAUUGAUUAAUCUAGAAUCCGCAGGUAAGAGCUUUAGCGAUGCGAUUUAGGCUUAAGUCCACUUGUUUAAUAAAUAUCCUUCUCUUAUGUGCAAGU
Molecule: messenger RNA, 1523 nt
Organism: Hibiscus syriacus
Lineage: Eukaryota; Viridiplantae; Streptophyta; Magnoliopsida; Malvales; Malvaceae
Product: probable aminotransferase TAT2
Exons: 8
Coding region: 56-1429 (457 amino acids)
Biological process (GO): biosynthetic process; amino acid metabolic process
Molecular function (GO): pyridoxal phosphate binding; transaminase activity
Source: RefSeq, a predicted model, not a curated record